UAUUCCUUCGUAAGCGAACUGGACGACGUGACUGGUACAGUGACAAUCAUGGCUGAAAAUAAUCCAUAUAACCAUUUAAUGAAGUCCAUUAAAAUUGGACUUAAGGAAUAUAAAUAUUUUGAUAUUGCCAGUUUUGGGAAAAAAUAUGACAGAUUACCUUUCUCUAUCAGAGUACUUUUGGAAAGCGCAGUUAGAAAUUGUGAUAAUUUUCAAGUAACAAAGGAUGAUGUUGAAAAGAUCUUGGACUGGGAACAUAAUCAAACCCUUGAAGAAGGAGCAGAAGUGGCUUUUAAACCAGCUAGGGUAAUAUUACAAGAUUUUACUGGAGUGCCAGCAGUUGUGGAUUUUGCAGCUAUGAGAGAUGCUGUUAAAAGGCUGGGAUCUGAUCCAGAUAAAAUAAAUCCUAUCUGCCCAUCAGAUCUUGUUAUUGAUCAUUCAAUACAAGUUGAUUUUAUUAGAAGUAAUGACGCGUUAAAAAAAAAUGAGGAACUUGAAUUUGAGAGAAACAAGGAACGAUUUAUGUUUUUAAAAUGGGCUGCCAAAGCAUUUCAAAAUAUGUUUAUUGUACCUCCAGGAAGUGGAAUAGUACACCAAGUAAAUUUGGAAUACCUAGCCAGAGUCGUGAUUCAUAGGAAUGGUUUACUGUAUCCUGAUAGUGUAGUUGGAACAGAUUCCCAUACAACUAUGAUUAACGGUCUUGGUGUACUUGGGUGGGGUGUUGGAGGAAUUGAAGCUGAAGCCGUUAUGUUAGGUCAGGCGAUAUCAAUGUUAGUGCCAAAAGUAGUGGGAUAUAGAUUGGAAGGAGUCUUAAAUCAAUAUGCGACUUCAACAGAUCUUGUUCUUACAAUAACAAAGAAUCUUCGACAGAUGGGAGUCGUCGGAAAAUUUGUUGAAUUUUUUGGUCCAGGAGUUACUCAACUGAGCAUUGCAGAUCGUGCAACAAUCUCGAAUAUGUGUCCUGAAUAUGGUGCCACGGUUGGUUUUUUCCCUAUUGAUCAACAAAGUUUAACAUAUUUAAGACAGACAGGAGGAUGCGAGGAACAUACUACUGUAAUAGAGAAUUAUCUUACCAAUCUACGUAUGUUGAGGGACUAUGACGAUGAAAGCCAAAAUCCAAUCUUUUCAGAAGUAAUCACUUUGGAUUUAGGAACUGUGGUUUCUAGUGUUAGUGGUCCUAAAAGGCCGCACGAUCGUGUGUCCGUUGUAGACAUGAAAACAGACUUCAGGAAUUGUCUUACUAAUAAGGUAGGAUUCAAAGGGUAUGGUUUAACCACUGAGAAAGUGGAUGCCGUAGGUAUGUUCGAAUUUGAAGGGAAGGAUUACAAAUUAAGACAUGGUUCAGUGGUUAUUGCCGCAAUUACUAGUUGUACUAAUACUAGCAAUCCUAGUGUUAUGCUUGGAGCAGGUCUCCUUGCAAAGAAUGCUGUCGAUGCUGGUUUGACUGUUGCGCCUUAUAUUAAGACAUCGUUGUCUCCAGGAUCUGGAGUUGUAACUUAUUAUUUAAAGGAAAGCGGUGUAACUCCUUAUCUUUCACAAUUAGGAUUCGAUGUUGUUGGUUACGGAUGUAUGACUUGUAUUGGUAAUAGCGGUCCUCUUCCUGAUAUUAUAGUUGAAACUAUUGAAAAGAAUGGACUUGUAUGUUGCGGUGUGUUGUCUGGUAAUCGAAAUUUUGAAGGCAGAAUUCAUCCGCAUACUCGAGCAAAUUAUUUAGCAUCGCCCCUUUUGGUAAUCGCUUAUGCCAUUAGUGGAACGGUAGAUAUAGAUUUUGAAAAAGAUCCGCUUGGUCGACGAGCGGAUGGAACUCCAAUAUAUCUUCAAGAUAUUUGGCCUACUAGAGCAGAAAUUCAAGCGGUAGAGCGAAAAUAUGUAAUUCCGGCAAUGUUUAAAGAAGUUUACUCUAAGAUUGAGAAAGGUAGUCCUAGUUGGGCAAACUUAGUAGCUCCGGAUGGAACAUUGUAUCCGUGGGAUACAAACUCCACCUAUAUAAAGAAUCCACCAUACUUUGAAAAUUUGCAAAAGGAAUUACCAAAAAUAAAACCAAUUACCAAAGCACGUGUUCUUUUGAAUCUUGGCGACUCUGUUACGACAGAUCAUAUCAGUCCAGCUGGGAGUAUUGCACGCAAUUCUCCAGCGGCACGAUAUCUAGCAAAUCAUGGAUUAACACCAAAAGAAUUUAAUUCUUAUGGUUCACGUAGAGGUAACGACGCCGUAAUGGCACGGGGUACAUUUGCUAACAUUCGUUUAAUGAAUAAAUUUAUUGGAAAAGUUGGACCGCGUACAAUUUACAUUCCCACUAAAGAAGAGAUGGACGUUUUUGACGCAGCUGUAAAAUACGGAAAAGAUCAGAUACCCUUAAUAAUUCUUGUUGGUAAAGAAUAUGGAUCGGGAUCAUCCAGAGAUUGGGCUGCGAAAGGACCAUAUCUUCUUGGAAUUCGAGCAGUUAUAGCUGAAUCAUAUGAAAGAAUACAUAGGUCAAAUUUGGUAGGUAUGGGUAUUAUUCCAUUACAAUACCUACCUGGACAAAACGCAGAGUCCCUAGGUUUAUCCGGUUAUGAACUAUAUGAUAUAACGAUACCUGAAAAUUUUCAACCUCGUCAAAAAAUUACCGUUACAACAGAUGACGGUAAAAAGUUCGAAGUGAUACUACGAUUCGAUACUGAAGUAGAUAUAACAUAUUUUAAACACGGCGGUAUUCUAAAUUACAUGAUCAGGAAAAUACUUUGAUAAAAAUAUUCAAAUAUCGGUGAAGUUUAUAAAUUAUUAUAAAAAGUUACUUAACGCAAUACUUAA
Eufriesea mexicana is the source of this 2790-nucleotide messenger RNA. RefSeq names its product cytoplasmic aconitate hydratase. Bases 49 to 2724 code for a protein of 891 amino acids. NCBI's taxonomy places the organism in Eukaryota, Metazoa, Arthropoda, Insecta, Hymenoptera, Apidae. The transcript is spliced from 15 exons. The record is from RefSeq and is a predicted model, not a curated record.